UUCCUAAUACCAAAAAUAUAAUAAGAUAGAGCAUACCUCUGUUGAAGGGUAGAUGAACUUGAAAUAUUUUAAUUUUUCCUUUACAUUUUAUCAUGUGUAACAAUAAAUUCCCACCAAUUUUCGCUCUAUAUUACUUUGUAUUUGCAAUAUUCGUCUCCAACCUCGUGAACUUUCUCCAAUACUUUUCUGUCUCCUGCACAAAGCAGAAGCUGCAGGUAAUCCCUUUUGGCUGAAGAGACAAACAAUACAUACUUGGUUCAACCAGCAGCAUGACUAUUCCUGCUCCUGCAGCUUCUGUUCCCACAUUGAAGAGUCCAGUCCUCAUUGCCGGGGCAACUGGUUUUAUCGGUCAUUUUGUAGCAGAUGCCUGCCUAGACUCCGGUCGACCUACUUAUGUUCUUGUCCGGUCGACUCCUAUCAGCCCAUCUGCGGCUAAAGUUCUUAGGUCUCUUGAGGAGAAAGGAGCCAUAGUCUUGCAUGGGUUGAUAAAUGACAAGGAAAAGAUGGAGGAAAUACUUAAAGAGCAUAAGAUUGAUGCGGUAAUAUCAGCAGUUGGCGGUGACGGCAUAUCGGACCAGCUUGCCCUAAUCCAGGCUAUUAAAGCUGUGGGCACCAUUAAGAGAUUUUUGCCUUCAGAAUUUGGGCAUGACGUGGAUAGGGCUGAUCCAGUGGAACCAGGCCUUCAAAUGUACAAUGAGAAGCGCAAGAUUAGACGCUUGAUCGAGGAGUACGGUAUACCAUACACGUACAUUUGUUGCAAUUCUAUUGCUUCCUGGCCCUACUUCGACAAUACUCACCCUUUGGAGGUUCUUCCUCCGCUGGAUAAGUUCCAAAUCUACGGUGAUGGCAAUAUGAAAGCAUACUUUGUUGCUGGUACCGACAUUGGAAAAUUUACAAUGAAAACUGUUGAUGAUGUUCGAACCCUGAACAAGUCAGUUCAUUUUCGACCAUCCUGCAAUUUUUACAACAUGAACGAGCUUGCAGCUUUGUGGGAAAAGAAAAUUGGAAGAACACUCCCUCGAGCUACAGUUACAGAAGAAGAUUUACUUGCUGCAGCUGCAGAGAAUCGUAUACCAGAAAGUAUUGUUGCAUCAUUCACCCAUGAUAUUUUCAUCAAGGGUUGCCAAAUAAAUUCUUCAGUUGAUGGUCCUAAUGACGUCGAAGUGAGCUCUCUGUAUCCUGAUGAAGCAUUUCGUACAUUGGAUGAAUGCUUUGGUGACUUUGUUCUUGGAUUAAAUGAGAAGCAUGUCAGCAGCAGGGAUGAAAAUGCUCCUCCAAAUCCCAUGGUUGAACCAUUGAUAGUAACAGCAACCUGUGCCUAGACUUUUAAUUUUACAGUAAAUUGCUGAGUCUAGUUCUUGGGAGUUUGGGAUAAGAGGGCAGCAAAUAAGAUGUCAAAACUGCUUAAAUUCUCUGGGAAGUCUGAUCUGUGUUUGGUAUGAUUCAACAAAAAAUUUAUGUAUUUGUUAUUUGUAGUGGCAGAGAAAAUUGGUCUUCAAAUGAACUUAGGAUUUAAGAUAAGUGAAUUGUACUGUACCCAGUAGCCAAUUAGACUUAUUUUUGUUGUGUUCUUCAACUCCCUGGAAAUUGGGUGUUUCAAGUUCCAAUUAUCCGUCAAAUAAUUGGGUUAGAUUUGAAUGAGUGAAAUGAGAAUUUAAAAUUGGGGAAAAUAUCCCUGUUGUGUACUCUAAAUUUAAUGAAUUUUCUAUAAGGAUAGCAAUUUAAGAACAAUAAUAUGAUGUAAUAUUUUCUUAUGAAUAAAAAGGCAUUUCCUUUUCCAUUAA
This is a messenger RNA of Hevea brasiliensis (rubber tree), 1784 nucleotides long. RefSeq names its product leucoanthocyanidin reductase. Lineage: Eukaryota; Viridiplantae; Streptophyta; Magnoliopsida; Malpighiales; Euphorbiaceae. The record is from RefSeq and is a predicted model, not a curated record. The transcript is spliced from 5 exons. Gene Ontology annotation, molecular function: oxidoreductase activity. Bases 270 to 1322 code for a protein of 350 amino acids.